AACAUUGACCUUUGUAAUACCAUGCAGCUCGUAUGCGUACUUUCGUUUUCAGUUUUAUCAACAUUUUAAUACACACGCCAUUUUGUGAAAUAAAAGGAUGGACUCGGAGUUCCCUGGAGUGGUGGACCUAAAUGUGUCGGGCACGCAUUAUCGUACGUUGUUGUCAACCUUGACAAAAGACGAGGACAGUUCGUUGGCGGCUAUGUUCACCGGACGACAUCCUGUAUAUAAGGACAAAGAUGACCGAUAUUUCAUAGAAGCUAACGGAAUCACCUUCAAAGCAAUUUUGGAUUUCUUGCUAUACGAUGAGCUACCGUUUCAAGAAACAAGUAAAACUGCUCAUGGGCAUUUUGGCGGUGGAUUCGGCUUCGGUGGUGCCCACAGACGUCCUGGCUUAUUUGGUAGUAGUAUAGCUCAAUAUUCAGCCACAGAGAUCGAGUUGCUGUAUAGAGAUUCAAAAAAUCUCGGUCUGAAAAGUCUUACCCGAGCGUUAGAGCAGUUUCAGCCAAAUGUCGUCAAUAAUAAAAUGGACAUAUACCGGAAGUCGAUCCGAGGUUAUGAUAAUGCAAUGGCUGCCAUACUGGAUGUAAUUCCUGCUGAGUCAUUGUUCCAUAAAACGGAAUUUACUCUGAGAAUUAAACAAGAUUUGCAGACCACAGAUGAGGAAAAAUGUUGUGAGCACGAAUGUAAAAUAAUACCCUGCAAUUCUUUUCAGCAUCCGUAUUACUUUUCAAUAGACGCUAUAGUAAAAGUUCCUUUCGAAGUUAACCCAACUGUCCUUUCAGCUCUUACUAUUGACCUUCAAAAACGAGGAUAUAUUGUUCAAGGUCAAAUGACAAUUUGUGGAUUUGAAUGUAAAAAAGAAGUAAAGCAGUCCAAGUAUAUCGUGUUUGGUGGGCAGAGAAAGAAUUGCUGUGCAGAGGAGCUGUUUCUGUUGAGUUUCAAGUGGGACACAGAAGCUGAUGUGGUGACACAUCCGGGUCUUUUCGGGACAAAACAUACGAAAGGCGGUCAGCAAGGGCAAGGCAAUCUGUUCGGCCAACAACAAAAUACAGGGUUUUCAUUUGGGGCCGCACCACAGAAUCAAACAGGACCCGGGCUUUUCGGUGGAAGUCAGCAAGGAAAUGUUGGACAGAAUCAGGCAUUUGGGUUUGGUGCUACGCAACAGCCGGGAAGCAAUGUUCAGGGUAGCGCAUUUCCCUUUGUACAACAAGGAACAGGAUUUGCUUCUACGCAACAGCAAGCUCCUUUGACGAAGGGAGGUAGUAUUGACUUUGGUGGAGGGCAAAUGGGAAGUGGAUUUGAUGCUGGGCAGCAGUCGGGACCUUUCGCUCAGGGGAAUAGUUUUGGCACAAAUACAGGACAACAGCCGCAGUCAGUUUUUGGUCAACCACCCCAGCAGAAUGAUACGUCAUGGGGAUCGUCACAAAUUCAAAAACAACAAGGUUCAAGUCUAUUUGGCUCGUCAGCAUUCAAACAGCAAAGUGUGACAUCGAAUCAAAAUGUAUUUUGUGCAUACCCGACCAUUUUCAGUGGUAAACCAAAUAAGUCAUUUGGCCAGGCGCAGAACGUGCAACAGAAAGGAGGUACAGGGGUGUUUUCAUUCAGUUCUCCACAGAAACAACAGACCGCUUCCUUCGCAGCAAAAGCUUCGGAGUUCCAGCAAAGCUCUCAGUCAUUGUUUGGCUCACCACCUAACAAAGCGCAACAUGUAUUUGGUGGAAAACCAACAUUUGAAAGCAAAUUCGGUACUCUAAAUCUACCGCAAACCACGGUUACUGUGAAGCCUGAUCAAAGUAGCGGUACAGAAAGUUCAGCAGACGACAAAAAUAAAAUGAUGUUCGGAAAGCCAGUUGCUACGGCAGGUGUAUUUAAAACAGAAGACAACAAAGAGCCUUCAGAAGCCGUAAAACAGGAACAAGUUUAAAAAAGGGACUGUGCUAAUUUAUCCAUAAUUCACCGCAAGUUAUUUUGGUCUAAAGAUAUAUGAACCGUAACAACGGCCGUCUGGUGGGAAGCGUGUUUUUUUUUCCUGAAAGAAGUUUGUUAAACAUGACUGAUAAUUUCUUACCUUCGCGCGGGUCUGAAAGCUGGUCUACGUUUUACGUAUCGAGAGAGUUUCAUAUACUUACCUGUUUGUUCCAUAGAGUAAUGAGAGAUAUCAAUGUUUUGUGAAGGUUUUUAGAUAGUUCUUGCAUGCAAAGGUGUUACAUAAUGAUACACAAUUAUCGUCUGUAUUGGGACCAUGCCACUGUGAAUAAAGACCAUAUAUACAUUACGUUUUGCUCACGAAGGAAUAGUUUAAAUUAUCUUUCUGUUAAUGUUGUUCACUUUAUAGAUGUCAUACAUUUUCACGACAAUGACAGUAUGUUUUGUAUGUAAAUAAUUGAUACAACUGUUAUGUUUUUAAAAUUACGUGUAAUCUCCUCCGUUUUUUUAGCUCACCUGUCACAAAGUGACAAGGUGAGCUUUUGUGAUCGCGCAGCGUCCGUCGUCCGUCCGUCCGUCCGUGCGUGCGUGCGUCCGUCCGUCCGUAAACUUUUGCUUGUGACCACUCUAGGUCACAUUUUUCAUGGGGUCUUUAUGAAAAUUGGUCAGAAUGUUCAUCUUUAUGAUAUCUAGGUCAAGUUCGAAACUGGGUCACGUGUGGUCAAGAUCUAAAAAUAGAAAAACCUUGUGACCUCUGUAGAGAUCUUAAUGAAAAUUGGUCAGAAUGUUCACCUUGAUGAUAUCUAGGUGAAAUUCGAAACUGGGUCAUGUGCCAUCAAUAACUAGGUCAGUAGGUCAAAUAAUAAAAAAUCUUGUGACCUCUCUAGAGGCCAUAUUUUUCAAUGGAUCUUCAUGAAAAUUGGUCAGAAUUUUUAUCUUGAUGAUUUCUAGGUCAAGUUCAAAACUGGGUCACAUGAGCUCAAAAACUAGGUCACUAUGUCAAAUAAUAGAAAAAACUACGUCAUACUCAGUUCAAAACUGGGUCAUGUGGGGACAGGUGAGCGAUUCAGGACCAUCAUGGUCCUCUUGUUUUAAAUAUCAAGGGAUGUGCAUCUUGUAGAAUGAUUUGCUAAAUGAUUGAAAUAUCACUGGUUAUCAUAUAGUAUAGACUUAUUGAAUACUUUUCCUGUCAAUAGUCAAAAUUAUUUACCCGAGGCGCAAACGACCGAGGGUGGAUUAAAUUUUUUAUUAUUGACCAUCAAGCCAUUCGGCUAUGACAUCAGAAAUCGAACUCUCAAGUUUUUACUUUAUCCAGGCAAAUAGAACUAUAGCAAGAAGUAUUGUCAAGCUAUUGAUAUAAAGAGUUUUGUUAUUAUGUAAUAAUCGUUUGUAUUUUCUUUUGAGGUUUAAAGCCUAAUAUAUUGCUACCAGUCGUUUUGAACAAAUUGCUUUUUAUAUUAUAAAUAAAAUUAAAGUAUUA
Mercenaria mercenaria is the source of this 3409-nucleotide messenger RNA. RefSeq names its product ATP-dependent RNA helicase glh-4-like. Lineage: Eukaryota; Metazoa; Mollusca; Bivalvia; Venerida; Veneridae. Gene Ontology annotation, biological process: protein homooligomerization. The record is from RefSeq and is a predicted model, not a curated record. The coding region runs from base 98 to 1927 and encodes 609 amino acids. The transcript is spliced from 2 exons.